Coregonus sp. 'balchen' is the source of this 9487-nucleotide messenger RNA. The record is from the annotation of a GenBank genome assembly. Lineage: Eukaryota; Metazoa; Chordata; Actinopteri; Salmoniformes; Salmonidae.
AUGCCGUGGCCGGUGUGUAGAGUGGACUAACUGGCAAUAACAAAGUAACGUUACUGUAAUUUGGCAAGUAAAACAAUGUUUCAAUUACUCUGUACAGCCAUAUGUUUAUAUGCGUCUCUUGAUAGUUAAGCUAGUUAGCCAACGCGUUACUUGAUUUAGACGGACCGUUCACACUUUGCUUAGCUAACGUUAGCUAUCUAGCAUACCAGCUUUCGCCGCCGUUCGCCAGCAGGUGAGUUCAGCCAGACAGUAGCUACAGUUUUAAAAUGUUUUCAUAAGAUAUCUGGUUCAGCUAGCUAACCAUUGUAGCUAGCCAGUUAACAAGUUAUCAACUGUCUUCCCCGAUGUCUUGCCCGUCCAUAUUUUAUGUGCUUUGUUAGCCAUAUGGCCCAGGCUUGUGUUUUCCAGUGCCAUCAUAAUCGUCAGCCACGUAUCUAUUUAGCUUGGCCACGUAGGCUUAUCUGAGAUCAUAGCUACAAUAUUCGUUGUGAACACUUAAAAAAUAUAUAUGCAUGUUCAUGUACAGUAUUACCACAACACACUGGCUGUGUCAGUGCUAUCAUACAGCUGGGAGUAUGCUCAUUGCUCACUGAUAAGACUGGUCAAACAGAUUGCUCAACUCAGUCACAUGCUCAGCUAGCAGCAAAUUGUAUCAGUUAUUUUGUCUGAUUAUAUUGUCAACUGAUCCCAUCUUUCUCACUUUUCCCUCCUCUCUCCCUUCCCAGCUUUCAGCACAGCGAGGGGCAUUGCUCCUGUUUGAAGAUGGUGCCUCUGCAGUAGUUCCUGCGGGGAAGGGUGAACCAGCACCAUGGCUUGCCCUGUACAGUUCCUAUGCCGGGCAGUCCGCACUGUGAGCCUGGUCCUCGUUUACUAUGUCUUCUCCAUCGGCAUCACCUUUUAUAAUAAGUGGCUGAUGAAGGUGAGUCUGAGGCUGGCUCACACUCCUUAUGCGACAUAACAUUGUGUACUUCAAAUCAAAAAAAAUUGUCACAUACACGAGUUUAGCAGAUGUUAUUACGGGUGUAGCUAAAUGCUUGUGCUUCUAGCUCCGACAGUGCAGUAAUAUUUAACAAGUAAUAUCCAACAAUUUCACAACAUAUACCCAAUACACACAAAUCUAAGUAAGGAAUGGAAUUUAAGAAUAUAUACAUAAAUUAUAUGGACAAGCAAUGACUUGGUAUGUUUGCUUUGCAUGCAGUGCCAUGAAGCCUAACUCACUAUCACUGUUUGCGGGUCUUGUUCCCAUCUCUCUCCCUCUUUCUCUCAGGGCUUCCACUACCCACUGUUUAUGACGCUGGUCCACCUCACCAUAAUAUUCUGUCUCUCUACCCUGACCCGCUCGGCCAUGCAAUGCUGGACAGGGAAGCCUCGGGUCAUGUUGAACUGGAAAGACUACCUCUCAAAGGUUGCCCCAGUCGGUGAGUGUGUGAAUCGCUACAUACAAUGGCUGAUUGUUUGUGGGCAGUCUAUGCAUAUAUAACAUGAUGCAGCCACCACCAUUUUUUGUGUGUGUGGGGUGGGGGUCGAGGCGAGGGUCGAGGUGAGGAGGAGGAUAAUUUAAGAUAUUAUUUUGAAGAGGUAGGAUUUCAGAUGUUUUCGGGAGAUGGGCAGGGACUCUGCUGUCCUAGCUUCAGGGGGAAGCUGGUUCCACCAUUGGGUUGCCAGGACAGAGAAGAGCUUGGACUGGGCUGAGUGGGAGCUGCCCUCCCAACAACCAAAAACACAUAUCUAAGUUUAGAUUUCAUAAUGAACCAGAAAAUCAAUAGUUAUUUCUGGUUGUUAAUCAAAGUUGGCUGACUAACUCGUUGAUCCUGCUUUGUAUACUGAACAAAAAUAUAAACGCAACAAUUUCAACGAUUUUACUGAGUUACAGUUCAUUAGAGGAAAUCAAUCAAUUGAAAUAAAUUCAUUAGGUCCUAAUCUAUGGAUUUCACAUGACUGGGCAGGGGCGCAGCCAUGGGUGGGCAUUGGAGGGCCAAUCAGAAUGAGUUUUUCCCCACAAAAGGGCAUUAUUACAGACAUAAAUACUCCUCAGUUUCAUCAGAUGUGGAGGUCCUGGGCUGGCGUGGUUACACGUGGUCUGCGGUUAUGAGGCCGGUUGGACGUACCGCCAAAUUCUCUAAAACGAUGUUGGAGGCGGCUUAUGGUAGAGAAAUGAACAUUCAAAUAUCUGGCAACCAGCUCAGGUGGACAUUCCUGCAGUCACCAUGCCAAUUGCACACUCCCUCAAAACUUGAGACAUCUGUGGCAUUGUAUUGUGUGACAAAACUGCACAUUUUAGAGUGGCCUUUUAUUGUCCCCAGCACAAGAUGCACCUGUGUAAUGAUCAUGCUGUUUAAUCAGCUUCUUGAUAUGCCACUCCUGUCAGGUGGAAUAAUUAUCUUGGCAAAGGAGAAAUGUUCACUAACAGGGAUGUAAACUAAUUUGUGCACAAAAUUUGAGAGAAAUAAGUUUUUUGUGAGUAUGGAAAAAUUCUGGGAUCUUUCAUUUCAGCUCAUGAAACAUGCGACCAACCCUUUACAUGUUGCGUUUAUAUUUUUGUUCAGUAUAGUAUACCCCUCUGAUGGGGUACAACAGUUGAACUAAGCUCAUGAGGCAUUCACCUUCCUGUCAGUAAGAAAUAAACCCUUUGUUACUAGGAAAAUAACAGUGUGCCAUGAUGUGAUCAACAGUCCUAAAAAGCUGUCUCUUUCAGCCAUGGCAACAGCGCUGGACAUUGGACUCUCCAAUUGGAGCUUCCUCUUCAUCACCAUAAGCUUGUAAGUGUGUGUUUACUACAGGUCCUUCUGAAAGUAUUCACACCCCUUGACUUUUUCUGCAUUUUGUUGUGUUACAGCCUGAAUCUAAAAUGGAAUACAUUGAGAUGUUCGUGUCACUGGCCUACACACAAUACAAAAUGUCAAAGUGGAAUUAUGUUUUUAGAAAUGUUUACAAAUUAUUUAAAAAUUAAAAGCUGAAAUGUCUUGAGUCUAUAGGUAUUCAACCCCUUUGUAACGGCAAGUUUAAAUAAGUUCAGGAGUAAAAAUGUGCUUAACAAGUGUCAUAAUAAAUUGCAUGGAAUCACUCUGUGCAAUAAUAGUUGAACAUGAUUUUUGAAUGACUACCUCAUCUCUGUACCCCACACAUACAAUUAUCUGUAAGGUCCCCCAGUCGAGCAGUGAAUUUCAAACGCAGAUGCAACCACAAACACCAGGGAGGUUUUCCAAUGCCUUGCAAAGAAGGGCACCUAUUGGUAGAUAGGAAGAACAAAAAAAUUAUACAGACGUCCUUCCUAACUCAGUUGCCGGAGAGGAAGGAAACCCCUCAGGGAUUUCACCAUGAAGCCAAUAUCUGCUACAUGGCAUAUUAUUAUUAUAUUAUAUUAUUAUUAGUGACUUUAAAACAGAGUUAAAUGGCUGUGAUAGUUUUCUCCUAAGGAUGGAUCAACAACAUUGUAGUUACUCCACAAUACUAACCUAAUUGACUGCGUGAAAAGAAGGAAUGCAAAAAAAUGUGGCAAAGAAAUUAACUUUAUGUCCUGAGUACAAAGCAUUAUGUUUGGGGCAAAUCCAACACAUCACUGAGUACCACUCUUCAUAUUUUCAAGCAUGGUGGUGGCUACAUCAUGUUAUGGGUAUGCUUGUCAUCGGCAAGGACUAUGAAGUUGUUUAGGAUAAAAAAUAAACAGAAUAGAGCUAAGCACAGGCAAAAUCCUAGAGGAAAACCUUGUUCAGUCUGCUUUCCAACAGACACUUGGAGAAAAAGUCACCUUUCAGCAGGACAAUAACCUAAAACACAUGGCCAAAUAUACGCUGGAGUUGCUUACUAAUAUGACAUUGAAUGUUCCUGAGUGGCCUAGUUACAGUUUUGACCUAAAUCGGCGUGAAAAUCAAUGGCAAGACUUGAAAAUGUCUGUCUAGCAAUGAUCAACAACCAACUUGACAGAGUUUGAAGAAUUCUAAAAAGAAUAAUAUGCAAAUAAUGUACAAUCCAGGUGUGCAGAGCUCGUAGAGACAUACCCAGAAAGACUCACAGCUGUAAUCGCUGCCAAAGGUGAUUCUAACGUGUAUUGACUCAGGGGUGUGAAUACUUAUGUAAAUGAGAUGUUUGUAUCUCAUUUUCAAUACAUUUUGAAAUAUGUCUUAAAACAUGUUUUCACUUUGUCAUUAUGGGGUAUUGUGUGUAGAUGGGUGAGAUUAUUAUUUUUUUAAAUCCAUUUUGAAUUCAGGCGGUAACACAACAAAAUGUGGAAUAAGUCAAGAGGAAUUAAUACUUUCUGAAGGCACUGUAUGUAUCUACCUAACUUUGAUCUAUAGUUUGCUUGACCAUCACUGUUCUGAAUGGCAUUAAAAUAUUUAUUUGUAUGUUUCCUCCAGGUACACAAUGACCAAGUCUUCUGCAGUGCUCUUCAUCCUCUUCUUCUCAUUGGUUUUUAAACUAGAGGAGCCGGUAAGUCAAUUUCACUUGAGAUAUGCUAACUGUUGUUGUUUCUUCUUGGUCAUUGUUUAUCCAGUAGUAUUAAUGGGUGUUGCAUGACAGAAAACUGCAUUUAACAUUCACGCUUUGUUCACAAUACAUGUUUGAAAGGCAGUGUUCCCGCGUUCGCAGAGACCUCAUUCACAGGAAACGCUGCAUAUGUCGGUUCAAUCGGAAAUUACUUUUAAAUAGUGCAUUGUCCAAAUCCGCGAUCGAAUCUCAGCCUUUAUGAUAAAAUGUUGCUGAACUUUGAUGGAAAUAAGUACAAUGUUCUAUAUUUAUGUUAAAAGUAGAACAGGUAUGAAAUGCAAAUAACGCUUCCUUCUUUUCACUCUGUCAAUUAGGUUAGUAUUGUGGAGUACCUACAAUGUUGUUGAUCCAUCCUCAGUUUUCUCCUAUCACAGCCAUUAAACUCUGUAACUGUUUUAAAGUUACUGUUGGCCUGGUUAAAUCUGUUGGAAAUUCAUUGCUCGACUGAGGGACCUUACAGAUAAUUGUAUGUGUGGGGUACAGAGAUGAGGUAGUCAUUCAAAAAUCAUGUUAAACACUAGUAUUGCACACAGAGUGGGUCCAUGCAACAUAUUAUGUGAGUUGUUAAGCACAUUUUUACUCCUGAACGUAUUUAGGCCUGCCAUAACAAAGGGGUUGAAUAUUAUUGACUCAAGACAUUUCAGCUUUUCAAUGUUAUUUAAUUUGUAAACAUUUUGAAGAACAUAAUUCCACUUUGACAUUAUCAACAUAAGUUUCCCUUAUGGCUCAGGUGCAUACAUGCAUCAUAGGAAUAUACAUAAUAUACACACACAAACACAGAAGUCAGCUCAGACAGAUCCAGCUCAGAGAGGCCCAGGUCAUGAGCUCUAUCAGCAGCAAAUUUUAAUUUAGAAUGGAAAAUGAAUGUGUUUAUGCAACAAAUGUUUGUGCACCGUAUCACAAAUCGAACCACAUCGGUUCGUUCCUCGAAUCCAACCGAAUAGCACCGAAUCGUUUCAAAUGAAAACGUAGGCUAUCGUUCCUGUAUCGUAUUGGAGCCCAUGUAUCUAACGUUAGAUACGUAUCGAAUCUUGAAAGGGAAAGAUGCACAUCCCUUACACCUAGGUGUACCGUAGCCGCUCACAUGGUUAUGCCAUCCUCAUUUAAAGGCUUUCUUACCACACCCCCUCACACAUUAUACUCUGUGUGAUAUCUGGAUCAUUCAUUACUACAAAGGCAAGACCUGCCUAAUUGAAGUCUCUGCGGUUGCAAUCUUCCCACCAAGACACUCGCUUUCCAAUGUUCUAGACAAGACUUGUCUAAUUGAUGUCCCUGCAAGCUUGCCACCUUGGCACUCACUUUCUAAUGUUCUAACGAGCUAUAGGAUUCAGUGAAUGGAUUCUCUUUUCAUGCAUAGGAGGAAGUUCCAUUCCCCUCAGGUGUAUCUAACUAUGUGUCUAUGCACUUUGAAAUGUGUGUGCAUUACAUAUACAGUGAGCUCCAUAAUUCACUGGACAGUGACCAUUCUUUUGUUAUUUUGGUUCUGUACUCUAGCACUUUGAGUUUGAAAGGAUACAAUGACAAUGAGGGUGAAGUGCAGACUGUCAGCUUUAAUUUGAGGGUAUUUUCAUACAUAUCGGAUGAACCGUUUACGAAUUAUAGAAGCUUUUGUACAUGGUCCCCCCCAUUUUCGGGCAUCAAAAAUCAUUGGACAGUUUAACAUAAUGUAGAAUAAAGUAAUCAUUGUUAAUAUUUGGUCGCAUAUCCUUUGCAUGCAAUGACUGCUUGAAGUCUGCGAUGGAUUGACAUCACCAGACGCUGGGUAUCUUCCCUGGUGAUGCUCUGCCAGGCCUGUACUGCAGCCAUCUUCAGUUCCUGCUUAUUUUGGGGACUUAUUGCCUUCAGUCUCCUCUUCAGCAUGUAAAAUGCAUGUUCAAUUGGAUUCAGAUCCGGUGAUUGACUCGGCCAGUCAAGGAUUUUCCACUUUUUGGCCAUCAAAAACCCCUUUGUUGCUCUAGCAGUAUGUUUAGGGUCAUUGUCUUGUUGCAUGAUGAAGUGCCGUCCAAUGAGUUUGGAGGCAUUUGGUUUUAUCUGAGCAGAUAAAAUAUUUCUAUAGACUUCAGAAUUCAUUGUUCUACUUCUGUCUGCAGUCACAUCAUCGAUGAAGACAAGUGAGCCUGUUCCACUGGCAGCCAUACAGGCCCAAGCCAUAACACCCCCCUCCACCAUGUUUCACGGAUGAGGUGGUAUGCUUUGGAUCAUGGGCAUUUCUUUUUUUUCUCCACACUUUCCUCUUUCCAUCACUCUGGUACAUGUUAAUCUUUGUCUCAUCUGUCCACAAUACUUUUUUCCAGAACUCUUGGGGCUCUUUUAAGUGCUUUUUAGCAAACUGUCAUCUCGCCUUUCUGUUCUUCAGGCUUAUCAGUGGUUUGCAUCUUGUAGUGUACCCUCUGUAGUCCUGCUGGUGUAGUCUUCUACGUAUGGUAGACUUUGACACAUCUACACCUGCAUCCAGGAGAGUGUUUUUGAUCUGUUGGGCUGUUGUCAGGGGGGUUUUCUUCACCAUAGAGAGUAUUCUCCGGUCAUCCACUACAGUGGUCUUCCUCGGUCUACCGGGUCUUUUGACAUAAUUGAGUUCACCGGUUGUUUUUUUCUUGUUAAUGAUGAACCAAACUGUUGACUUGGGCAUGGCCAGGGUUUUUGCAAUGUUCCUGAUUGAUUGAUUUUCAUUUCUGAGCCUUAUGACGGCCAGCUUCAUUUGCAUCGACACUGCUGUCUUCCUCAUGUUGUCACACCACAACAACAACCUCCAAAGGCAAUAGCAAAGUCUAGAAUCAAUGCUAUUCAUCAACAGCUCUCCUGCAUUCACUAACGACACAAAUGAAUACACCUGCCUAACGACACACAUCUGUGAAGCCAAUUUAACAAAUACUUGUAGUACCUUAAAAUGGGGGGACCAUGUAUAAAAGGUGCUAUCAUUUCUAAACAGUUCAUCCGAUAUAUAUGAAAAUACCCUCAAAUUAAAGCUGACAGUCUCAUUGUCAUUGUAUCCUUUCAAACUCAAAGUGCUAGAGUACAGAACCAAAAUAACAAAAAAAUUGUCACUGUCCAAUGAAUUAUGGAGCUCACUGUAUAUGGUUGUUAACGUUAUGGUUGUGUACUCUGGUUCCAUGCCCUUGAUGUGUAUGAUGAGGAAGUGCAUAAUGUGUGCAUGUGGACAAAAGGCUUCUGUUCUGACCCACACGUUACUCUAUUUUUCCAGAACCCAUACCUGAUCGUGGUGGUCCUUCUGAUAGCCAGCGGUCUGUUCAUGUUCACCUUCGAGUCGACCCAGUUCAACCUGGAGGGCUUCAUCAUGGUACUGCUGGCAUCGUUCAUCGGUGGGAUCCGGUGGACCCUCACGCAGGUCCUGAUGCAGAAAGCAGAGCUUGGUCAGUUACCAACUAGUCUCAGAAAUCCCAAACCUAGGGAAAGGGUGUAUGUUGGAACAUUGUUAAUGUGGGAGGCAACCCUUCUGCCUAGGGAGACUAGUUACUGAGCAUCAUUGUGUUGUUGUUUGGUCUUGGACUUGUCCUUUUAUUCCCUGAUUAGGCAUUCAGCCCAGUAACCCCCACUCUCUUCCACAUUCCACUCCCACAGGGCUCCAGAACCCAAUAGACACCAUGUACCAUCUACAGCCGCUCAUGUUCAUGGGCCUCUUCCCACUCUUCCUCUUCAAUGAAGGUAAGACUUUUACUAUGCUUUCUAACCUGUUUGUGAUAGUCCAUGCCUGUCAGUCUGGGCAUGACAUAAGUGCCUCUAUCUGUGUCUUAGUGCUGAUCCAUUUCUCUCUAUCUGAUUCUGUCUGCAGGGCUGAGCCUAAGUACCUCAGAGAAGCUGUUCCGUGUGAAUGAGCUCUCUCCCCUGCUCUACACUCUGAUCAUGCUGAGUAUAGGCGGAUCACUGGCCUUUGGCCUGGGCUUCUCAGAGUUCCUGCUAGUCUCAAAAACCUCCAGUCUCACUUUCUCCAUAGCAGGGAUCUUUAAGGUAAGGAGGAUAACACUGUAUAUCACUGGUCACCCUCUCUGUAUCCCUCUGCUCACACCCUCUGCUCCCUCACUUGAAUUGCUUCCUUUGCACCAUCUCUCCCGCUGUCUCAAGCACUCCUCGUUUCACCUCCCCUACACCCUUUAUUCAAAGUGUGUUUUCCAUCUCCCCCUCACGUACCCUCCCUGUCCCAACUAGGAGGUGUGUACUCUGCUGCUGGCAACAGGCCUGAUGGGGGACAGGAUGAGUGGACUCAACUGGAUGGGUUUCGCUGUCUGUGUUUCUGGCAUCUCCCUGCAUGUGGGGCUGAAGACCUACUAUUCCAAAAGUAAGUAUUCAUACCAUUACUGUAUGUGGUACCCUACACUGUAAAAUGAAAGCAAAUUGUUGUCAAUCAAUCCCUGGUGUAGUCGGUAUAUUAGGUAUGUUGUAAUUGCUUGUUAAUCAAGCCAGCGCAGCUGAAGGUACUGUGGCUAAUCGAAAGGUAUUUCAACAAGCUGUCCUUCAUAUCCAGUAAUUGGUUAUUAUUUUUCAAUCUACUCCAGGUAAAGUUCACUCGUUGAGACAGAUGCCCAUUCAAAACAGCCAAGACCUGGGAGUACCACUAUUGUGUCAUAAGGAAUACGAGGGGGAGGAGACAGCUGAUGAUGAGGAGCAGGAGAUUCUACUCUGAAUCUAACAAGAUGGUUGACUGACUCAUGUUCCAGAGAGGCAAAGAGAAGGGAUCACUGCCUCUACCUCGCUUUCCAACCAAGGUGCACGAGUUGAGGAGCAAACUGAGGUAGAGAGGAGAUUCGGUAACACUUGGAGGACAAAUGGAAUUAAAUAAAAAGUUUAUUUAUUGCAAAAAGUAUAACCAACGUGUUUUAGCCUUCUUCAGAGAGGCCACAGGGGAACAGAAGGGGAAGGCUUCCAACCCUCCUCUACAGCCAACAUUCUCUUCAGCCUUUGUCCAAAAUCGCUGAGCAUUACGGUCAGUAAAAUGGACAGACGCCCUGAACUUCAAUUAUCAAAUGCAUUUACUGUUGCCUUUUAA